AGUUGCCGUAGGUCGAACUGCUCGCUCGCGAGGCCGAGGUCGAGGCUGUCUCUAAUUCUCGAUCCGGAUCGACAUUCGACCCGACUCCCGUACCACAAUUUCCAGCUAGCGACUUGAUUUGUUUGGCGCCGCACAACCCAAGAAAUAUGGAAGAUUCAGUUACAAUGGAAGAAACGAGCGAUAAUGAAGACUCGACAGAGCUUUCAUCUUCCUCAAUGGGCUUCACGAUCCUACCAGAAAGACAGGCGAAGGUCGCGACCCUCGUCAGUAUGAUCGAGAAGACGGAAAAGGACAAGGACACAGUGAAAGAGAAGGUGGUCAAGACGGACAAAAAGCCCAUUGAGAGUGGACCAGGAGGGCCCUUCCUGGAUGAGAACGGGGAACCUAUUCUAUACUGUCUUUGCAGGAGUUUUGAUUGCUCACAGUUCAUGAUAGCAUGUGAUCAUUGUGAAGAAUGGUAUCACGGAAGAUGCGUCGGUGUGGAGGAACCUGCUGCUAAGUACAUCCUCAAGUAUGCCUGUCCACCGUGUAGAGAGAAAACUCCAGGUCUGUCGGUUAUCUACAAGGAAAGGAAGGAGAAGAAAGAACGGCCCAAAUUGGACAACAAGCCAAGCGGGAAGAAGAUCAAGAAGAAGAAGAAACAGCUCCUGAAAGAGAAAAAGAUGAAGAUGAAGUUGAAGAAGGAGAGAGAAAAGAAGAAGAGACGUAAGAAGCUGAAGAUGAUGAAGAUGAAGGAGAAGAGUAGUGCAGCGAGUGGCGUUGGAACAGGUGCCUCUGAGGCUGAUGCAUCCGGGGACUAUUCACCCGCUUCUUCUGGUCAAAAACUCACUAGGCCACAACUGAGAGCCAAUAGGAGAUGUGGUGAAUGUGAAGCUUGCAAGAGGAUUGAAGAUUGUGGAAAAUGUGACUUUUGCUUGGACAUGAAAAAAUUUGGAGGACCAAAUAAGAUUAGACAGAAGUGUCGCUUAAAGCAGUGUAUACACAGAGCCAGUAAAAGUUUUUUGAGACCACAGCAGACAAGGAAGAGCAAGAAAUAUGAUUCAGCGACAAGCCAGGAUACAGAUAUAGAAAUCAUGUUUCAGAAUCGUUCCAAUUCUGUGCAAUUGUUGAAUCACCAUGACUACGCAAUGCGACCCGAGUUUGACCCUGAUCCAAUGAUACCAACGCCAGAAGAGGAGGAACUGGAAAGAAAGAUGAAAGAAAAGAGAAAGGAAGCGAUCCAGGAAAAGAAAUUGAAGAAAAAGAAGUUGAAGAAGGAAAAAGAACAGAAGAAGGCACAAAAGAAGAAGCAGAAGGAGGAAGAGAGAAAGAAGAAGAAACUGAAAAAGAAGGUCAAGGUGAAGAAAGUCCAACGUGAGCUGAGAAAGAGGACAGCCGGUGGAGCAGUGAAGCAGACUCAAAGAGGUACUAAAAACUUGAAGGAUCUGAAGCAGUGCUGCGGACCAGGAUGUGUUCAACCUGCCAGAGCAUUCAGUAAAUACUGUAGCGAGGAGUGUGGACUCAAAUUGGCUACAAAUCGCAUCUUUGAGCUCCUUCCUCCGCGGAUCCAGCAGUGGCAGCAGAGCCCCUGCGUUGCUGAGGAGAACAACAAGAAGAGCCUGGAACAGAUGAGGAACGAGAUGAUGAAUGUCAAGCACAAGAUUGCCGAGCUGGAUGAGAAAAUCAAGAAACUCCAGCUGAUCAUCGUCAAGGCCAAGAGUGUGCCCAUCAAGAUAGAACAAGAUAGUACAGACAAUGAGGAAGAAGCAGAGGCUAGUGUGAACUGUGUCACCUGUGGGCAUUCCAUCAACCCCACUAAGGCUCUUAUGCAUAUGAGCAAGUGCUUUAGAAAGUAUGAAAGCCAGACAUCUUAUGGAUCUGCUUAUCAAACAAGAAUAGUUGGGGAAUCAAUGUUCUGUGAUUACUACAAUGCACAGCAAGGAACCUACUGUAAAAGGCUGAAAGUGUUAUGUCCUGAACACACAAAAGAACCAAAGGUCAGUGAAAAGGAAGUGUGUGGCUGCCCAUUAGUAGCAAAUGUAUUCAAGGAAACGGGUGAAUUCUGCCAUUUGCCCAAGCGAAAGUGUACUAAGCAUCAUAACUGGGAAAAGCUCAGACGAGCAGAGAUUGAUCUGGAAAGAGUGAGAUGGUGGUUGAGACUUGAUGACCUGCUUGAACAAGAGAGAAACGUGAAGACAGCGAUGACGAACCGUGCUGGAGUGCUUGGCUUGAUGCUUCAUCAAACUAUCGAUCACAGUCUUAUGAGACAGGUCUCUUCACAUCCACAGACAGAUGCCUCCGUCAAGUAGGAAAUACCUGGAGACGAAAAACUAAAAAUAAUUUGAGCUGAUGAAUCUCUUAAAAGCCACUUGGGAAGCAGCUUUCACGGGCAGUGGAUUAAUAUUUGCUGACCCAAGACUUUGUGAAAAGCAUUGGAAAAACCUGAAACAGAGACAUCUUUGGGGACAGCAAACUCGGUCUACCAGUAUGAAAUUCUUCAGCCAAUCCUAUUGUGGACGAGCCGUGGUGUAGUGGUUCUGACUCUCACCUUGUAAACAGAGCAUGCUAUGGGGUCCUUACGACAUUCAGAUUCAAUAAAUAUGUAAGGAUGAAUAUCUCAUCAACAGUUUUGUCUGGCAAGUUCUCGGAUCUGACAACUCUCCUUUAGUUUUACUGGCUGAGUAACACAGUUUCUACGGUAGCUUUCAGAUCAAGUAGACUUUGAUGUGGAAGAGGUUCAUCGUGGUGAAGGAUUGAGUAGAAGAAAUUAACCAGUUGUCUCACGAUGUAGCAAACGUAGUGCGAAAGCGACGUUUCGUCUGCAAGCUGCUAGACUUCGUCAGGCAAUGAGCAAAGACGCUGCUGCGCACGGGUUAUAUAGCGUCGGGAGCUAUUGUCUGGCUCCACUCGGGCGUGAGCCGCGCUGUGAUUGGCCGAAGCCGCUGGCCAAUCAGGGUCCGCGCUGGUGCUUGGUGCCCGCUGGAGCGUGCACCGUGCGCUGUGAUUGGCCGAUGCGGCCGGCCAAUCAGCAUCUGCGCUGGUGUCAGGCACCUGCUGGUGCGGGCGCCGUGCGCUCUGAACGGUGGAUGCAGUAUGCCGUCGGAUGGCCGGUAACCAUGCAUCAGGGAUCUCAAUGCCGCUGUCCCUAUUGAUAUUGCUCGGGUGCAAACGGAUCUGAAUCGCUUCCUUAACGCGCCGCGUAUACCAAUGCUUAUCAUAAGCAACGCAGCUGACCUCAUCCCAGUUAGGGACAAAGUAGACUUUGACAAAGUAGACUUUGUCAGAUAAAAUAUACUGAUGAAAUACUGUAUGCUGUAACUCUUCCAACGCAAGGAUGAUCUGACAAAUUCUGUUACAGUUUCCAAUGGUAAAAAGAUUUCAGUGUAUGACACGUGUUUGUCCCUUCAGAAAAUUGAUGCUGCAGGUGGGUGUUUCAUAAAUCUGUUUGUAGGUUACAAGCGACUUUACAAAGGACUGGUGACCAUUUCUUAGGAACUAAAUCAAUACCAAUGGAAAUCUGGUGUGUAUCACUUACCACAAGAAAUAAUCACCAGUCGAUCUUAAAGCUGCUUGUAUAAACUUACAUAUAGCUUUAGGAAACGCCCACCUAGUCCCUGUUGCAUAAAAGUUACUAUUAUGGGAACUUCGCCAUGCAAUGGUAACCUGCAUGGAAUCCUUGAUUUUGAUUGGCUGUUGAUCAUCGUUACCAUGGUAGUUACAAUUGGGUGGCAAAGUUACCAGAAUAGUAACUAUUAUGCAACAGAGCCCUGGUAAAGAUACAGAAAGACAAUGUGCUGAAGAAGGGAGUGUUUCAUGAAGCAAAAAGUCAGUGGUUUCACUGAUUUGCACUGACCAAUUUGUUCUGAGCCAAUCAGAUGUAAGGAUUUCAGUAGCUCAUAGCUAGCAAUUCAUAGUGGAAAUUGCUAUUAGCUUCAUGAAAUGGCUCCCAGGUUAGAGGGGACCAUUAUUUUUGUUAUCCCAUCAACAAAUUGAUUUUAUCAAUAUACUUGGACAAUCUGAUGAAUAGCUUGAAAUAAAUUCCAGUUUAUAGAAGAGUUUACCAUAUUACAUGUAUUUAGUCUGUUCAAUUAAUGGAUAAUACAUCGAGUGCAAAGUUGACGUAGGCCCCAAAACAUUGGUUUGUGAUUGAUCGUAUGUUGACAAUUAAGAUGAAUUGACUUCUUUAAAUGAUCAACCAUUAAAAUUGUCAAUCGCUGACCUGAAUGUAGUUGGGCCUAGAGAAAUUGCUUCAUAAAUUAUAAUGUACAAAAUAUUCCAGUGUACAUAAGAACUCAAUGUACAUAAGAAAUAAGUGUACAUAUGUACAUUAAUACUCAGUGUACAUAAGAGCUCAGUCUCAGUGUACAUAAGAACUUGGUGUACAUAAGAACUUGGUGUACAUAAGAACUCGGUGUACAUAAGAAAUCAACAUACACACCAACUAAGUGUACAUAGAAACUUGGUGUUAAGAACUCUGUGUACAAAAAUACUUAUUGUACAUAAGAGCUUAGUCUCAGUGUACAUCCAUGUCAGAAAUCAGCAUGCCCGGUACAUACCAAUUAAGUGUAUAUAAAAAUUUGAUGUACAUAAGAACUCAAUGUAAGAGAACAUGGUGUAUAUAUGAGAGAUGACGAGUCAACUCGGUCCUUUCUAGAAACAGAUGAACAUGUCCUAUAUGGUUUAGUUAAAUAAAGACGAUUGUACGAACAAGAUACAGAUGUACAGUUCAUGAUCAUCUAUUCAGAAAGAGAUUAAUGUUCAAAAGCUUUGCAUCCCUAUGCUGAACAGUUAGUGUGGAAUGUAAUCUGAUAAAUUGAUGCCCCACACUUGUAAUCAUUCAGAAAUUGUAUGUUUUUGUGUUCCUGAUAAUAAAAUGCUUUACAAUCC
Molecule: messenger RNA, 4866 nt
Organism: Lytechinus pictus (painted urchin)
Lineage: Eukaryota; Metazoa; Echinodermata; Echinoidea; Temnopleuroida; Toxopneustidae
Product: CXXC-type zinc finger protein 1-like
Exons: 15
Coding region: 147-2288 (713 amino acids)
Cellular component (GO): Set1C/COMPASS complex
Molecular function (GO): zinc ion binding; DNA binding
Source: RefSeq, a predicted model, not a curated record